Molecule: messenger RNA, 3602 nt
Organism: Numida meleagris (helmeted guineafowl)
Lineage: Eukaryota; Metazoa; Chordata; Aves; Galliformes; Numididae
Product: flocculation protein FLO11-like
Exons: 9
Coding region: 1309-2640 (443 amino acids)
Source: RefSeq, a predicted model, not a curated record
AACCAAGAAGGGGUGUGGGAAGGGCUGUGAUGCUGGCACACCUCUCCAGGCUGUGCUGAGGAACGAUUGGGAUUUGGGUUCCAGUGCACAAAAUGGUGGCUCACUGUGCCUUGUUCUGGGUGACCGCUGUGGAUCAGCCGAGUCCUGAUAGCUGAAAUCUCGGUAGUGGGGGUAGGAACUGUCUUGGGAGCAACGUGCAAACACCUGAAAGGAGAGGAAGGAGUGGCAUAAACAGUGAACAGAAUAGCUGCUGGCACACACAUGGAGAAUGGGAUGGGGCCUCAUCUCCAAGUCAUCAUCACAAUUGGUGACUCUUCAACUCUGGUGAUAACCCAACACAUCAUGUCUGGCUUCCUGGGGAUCUCCAUCUGGAAUUCAGUGCUUUGAGAACAGACUGAGCUCCUCAGAGCAGGGAUUUGGGUUGUGGUGUGGCUUGUCUGCAUUCUCCAGCACAGGAAGAAUGCAGAGCUGCUGGAGCAGGUCCAGAGGAGGGCCAUGAAAGGUGCUCAGAGGGCUGGAGCACCUCUCCUAUGGAGAGAGGUUGAGGGAGCUGGGUUUGUUCAGCCUGGAGAAGAGAAGGCUACGGGGAGGCCUCAUUGUCACCUUCCAGUACCUGAGGGGAGCGUAUAAACAGGAGAGGACCGAAUUUUUACACGGACUGAUAGCAGCAGGAGAAAGGGGAAUGGCUUUAACCUAAGGAGGGGAGUUCAGGUUAAACAUCAGGAAGAAAUUCUUCACUCAGAGGGUAGUGAGACCCUGGCACAGGCUGCCCAGAGAGUGCCCUGGGCAGCCUGAUCUGGUGGGGGGCAACCAGCCUACAGCAGGGGUGGGACAGGAUGGGCUUUAAGGUCUCGUCCAACCUGAUGCGAUUGUAUCAGUUAAAAUGGGAACUGCUUUGAGCUGUGGUUCUUCUUGAGUUGUUGUUCUUGCUGCAGGAAACCCCGGGUAUCAAGAAGUGCAAUCCUACCCCCUGAGGAGAUCACGGGGCCUGGCCUGCAGCCCAGCCCAGUUCUGCCUGUUCCUCUUUCCUUAGCGCCUUGCUCCCCUUGAAUGAGUUUCUGCAUGGGAAGAGAAUAAGGUUUGCUCUUCUGCUCCAGGUUUAGCAUGCACUGCACCUCGAGGAGGCCUCACUGAGACCUGCCGCAGCCUCUGUGCACAAACACCCCCUCUUUUGGGGGGUUGGCUGAUCCGGCUGAGCCUCAUGAUCACAGUCAGGUGACGAGCACAAAGCGGCGCGGGAUAAGCAGCUCAGCGUGAGAGAUCAGCUGCUGGCCUGGCCCCUCUGCGAGCUGUUAGUGCUCAGGGAAAAUGAGCACCUGGACCCCUCCUCUGCUUUGGAGCUUGACCACAGCGUGUCUGACAGGUAUUGCUUUAGGCCAGACAGCUACCACCCAGGCCCCUGUUGCAUCAACCCCACUACUUCUGAGUGCCACCACCACCCAAGUCCCUGUUGCACCAACCCCAAUGUCUUCUAGUGCCUCCGCAACCUCAGCCCCCACAUCCCCAUCUGCUGUUGGGACACUCUCAGCUGGAACAGUGACAAACCUCACGACCCCUACAGUUGUGCCAUCUGCUGUCCCAAGCACAAACCCUCCCGCUCCAGCUCUGCCCACCACCCCACAAAUCACUAUGCUCACCUCUGGGAUUGCGACCACAGCUCAUGGACCCACAGCACCGAUGGCCACAUCCCACAGUGCCUGGGUCACCUCUCCAGAUAUGACCGCAUCUCCUGGGGUCCCGUCAGUGGUCCCAUCCCUCACCACCACUGAGCCCUCGAACUGCAGCAGAGUGAACGUGACAGCGUGUGCUCCUUGCUCCCCGGGGACCGUUCCCAGCAAUGACACCUGGAGCUGCUCGUGCUGUGCAGAGGGCUCAUGCAUGGACCCCGGUGCCUGUGCUCCUUGCCCAGCAGGGCACUACCAGCCUGCGAGGGGACAGCAGCAGUGCCUGCCAUGUCCAAAGGGACGUUAUGCCAACACUACGAGGAGCACUGCGUGCUCACCCUGCCCACCUGGCCACUACGCCAACGAGUCGGGGGCCACAGCCUGCAGCGCGUGCCAGGAAGGUUAUUUUAGCUCACAUCAAAAUGCAGCUUUUUGUCUGCCUUGCCUGCCUGGAUCGUUCUGCAACACCAGCAGCUGCACGGUGUGUCUGGCCUGUCCUGCUGGGCGUGAGGCUCCACGUGAGGCUGCUGAGGAGUGUAUGCUGUGCGGAGCAGGUAUGUUCAAAGGUCCGGGUGAUGACGCCUGCAAGCCCUGUGAGCCAGGGGAAUACCAACUGCAGCGGGGCCAGGAGAGCUGUGACCCGUGCCCAGAGAACCACUACUGCCCCAGCCCAGAUGUGAACCCAAUAAAGUGCCCUCCUGAUGCCUUCUGCCCCGCGGGCAGCACCGCACCCCAGUACUGCAUGGAGAUCUUCCUGUACAAGGUGGGCAGCUCCUGCCAGCUGACACCACUGGUGAUCAUCUUCCUGGCCCUCUUCUCGGCAGGUGCAAUUCUUAUAAUCUUUGUACUAAUUCUGAGGAGGAGGCAAGACUAUAGCACGAGGUCUUUGAAGUCCCUGCUGCUACCAAGAGGAUCAGGGCGGCACACAACGUAUGGAGUGAUGGAGCACACAGAGCCGGUGUAUGCUGGCUGGUAGUGGGGGAAAUGCUACCAGCAAGCACUGUGUUCCCUUUUCUACAGGGUAAUGCACAUGUGUGCAUAUGCAAAAAAACAUUUAACUAUCACCAACCUAUUUCUGUAUAGCUAAAAUAACUACAGAGAAAUGAAACACAAAUAAUUUUUCAGUUGUGACUUUUUGUGCUUACCAACCUGGCUGGAUGCUGUUCUACAUGAAAUGGACUGAACAGCAGAAGCUUCCCCUUUAAUUCCUAGCUCCACUCACAACAAUUUCUUUUUUCUUAGCAAAUUUCAGCAGUCAGCUCAACAGCUGGAGCAAAGAGCAGCUGCUCCAGAUACUGGGGUUCCCACAACACAAUUGUUUCUACUCGAGCAGGAACACAAAUACGCUUCCUUUAAGGAACAUGCACAUUUACUUAUUUAUUUGCCAUUCUCAAAGCUUUACCUAUACUUGAAAGCAAGGGUCAAAUGAAAAAAGGAAUCCCAAACUUUCCCCUUCCUCUCAGCCGUGGGAAAAUAUGCGCAACUGAACUCAUGGUUGAUUCCUGGAUAAAUGUGUCCCUUCUGUUUCCUGCUGCAGUCUCUAAUGCAGUGCUUCAUAUUACUCCAUAGAGCUGCAGAAGGAACACCUUCCUCCUCCAGUGAAAUUCAUUCCCAAACCGGGCAGGCUGCAAAGCCCUGCUCAGAUCAUCCAGCUGUGACACUUCCACGGUGCUGUGCUUCAUCAGCUCUGAGAGCCCUGGUAAAAACAGUACUUACUGUCAUGAGAGCUGUGCUUUUAAGUGAGCGUGCACGGAGGUGAAAGCAGGUGUUACUGCUCACUGGAGUCCUUUCCCUGAGCUAAAGCGGCAGCAGCCAGCUGAAGGAACCCAGCUGGUAGGGGUUAAGUGGCUGCUGCCCUCCGCUGCUCAUUCUUCUCAUCCCAGGGGAGGUUAUUGUGCUUUUUAAGAAAAAGGAAAUAAACAACAACCAAAAAAGCAA